Messenger RNA from Penicillium brevicompactum, 2076 nucleotides. Its product is annotated as putative DNA helicase. Lineage: Eukaryota; Fungi; Ascomycota; Eurotiomycetes; Eurotiales; Aspergillaceae. The record is from RefSeq and is a predicted model, not a curated record. Gene Ontology annotation, molecular function: RNA binding; ATP hydrolysis activity; ATP binding. The transcript is spliced from 4 exons. Bases 1 to 2076 code for a protein of 691 amino acids.
AUGGCGACCUCAAUCCCCCUCUUCGCAAAAGCGCAACUCGACCUCCUCCUCCUCGAACACGAGGCCGAAGUCUCCACCUCAAAACUAGCCAGCACAGCCGCCUCCGUCUCCCCCGCAACCCGCCGCACCUUACAAUCCACCGGCCAUGCCUUGACAGGCCUAAUACUCUCACAAGUGCGAACGGGCCUCGGCGGCCGCGUCGUCGGCGAGUUUGCGCCCGAUCCUGCGAUUGCCUCAGACGAGACGCGGACCGCGGACGGGUCGCCUCGUUUGGGGUCUCAUGGUAUUCGGGUCGGGGAUGUAGUGAGGGUUAACGAUACGGCGGGGAAGAAAAAGGAUGUUAAAGAUAAGGGCGAAGAUAAGGAGAAGGGUGCUGAAGGUGUAGUUACGAGGACAGGGGACCGGGGAAUUUGGAUUGCGUUUGGGAAGCAGGGGUCUGGAGCGAAGAAGGAAGAUGAUGAGGCUGUUGAGGAGCUUUGGGGGAAGAAGCUGUGGGCUAUUAAGCUUGCUAACGAUGUUACGUAUCGACGAAUGAAGCAGACGAUGGAGAAAAUGGAGAAACUGGGAGAGAAUGAAUAUUCGCAGUUCAUGCGCGUUGCGUUCGGUCAUACAACGCCGUUACCUCGUUCUCCCGAGGAUGUGGAAUUUAUAGAUCCAUCGCUGAACGACUCGCAGAAAGAUGCUAUUCGGUUCGCGCUUGCGGCGCAGGAUAUUGCGCUUAUUCAUGGGCCACCGGGGACGGGCAAGACGCAUACUUUGAUUGAGUUGAUCUUACAGCUGGUUCAGCGGAAGAAGCGCAUUCUUGUUUGCGGACCUUCCAAUGUUUCUGUGGAUAAUAUCGUCGAGCGUUUGGCGAAGACGAAAACACCUGUCGUUCGAAUUGGGCACCCGGCUCGUCUUCUGCCGUCUGUUUUGGAUCAUUCACUUGAAGUUCUUACGCAGACUUCCGAUGCCGGUGGCAUUGUAAAGGAUAUCCGCAAAGAGAUGGAUGAGAAGCAGGCGAGUAUCCGGAAGACGCGGUCUGGGCGGGAGCGACGGGGCAUCUACGAUGAAUUGAAGCUUCUCAGGAAAGAGUUCAGAGAACGCGAGUCAAAAUGCGUCAACAAUCUUGUCACGGAGAGCAGCGUUGUACUCGCAACGCUCCAUGGAGCGGGUGGACAUCAGCUCAAGAACCAGAAAUUCGACGUCGUGAUCAUCGACGAGGCAAGUCAGGCACUGGAAGCACAAUGUUGGAUCUCACUUCUCCACGCCGACAAGGUUGUCCUUGCAGGUGACCAUUUACAACUACCGCCGACCGUCAAAUCCACCGGCCAAAAGCCCAAGAAGUCCAAAGACGCAGCGCCAACAGAAGAGAUCCUCAAAGGUGUCUCCCUGGAACGCACCCUCUUCGAUCGUCUCCUCGCACUCCACGGCCCGGGCAUCAAGAGCAUGUUAACGACACAAUACCGCAUGCAUGAAACAAUCAUGCGAUUCCCCUCCGACGAGCUCUAUGAAGGCAAACUGAUCGCCGGGGAAGCAGUCAAAGCCCGACUCCUCGCAGACCUACCCUACGAAGUACGCGGCACAGACGAUACGCAAGAACCGCUAGUGUUCUGGGACACGCAAGGUGGGGAUUUCCCCGAGCAGGCGGAAGACGCAGACACCUUACUUGGGGACAGCAAGAGCAACGAGAUGGAAGCGAUGGUCGUUGCACGACACGUGGACCAGCUCAUCGAUGCGGGCGUACGACCCGACAGUAUCGCCGUGAUCACGCCCUACAAUGGCCAAUUGGCACUCCUAUCUCGGAUGCUCCGGGAGAAAUACCCAGGCAUUGAAUUGGGGAGUGUGGAUGGAUUCCAGGGGCGUGAGAAAGAGGCGGUGGUGGUGAGUUUGGUGCGUAGUAACGCGCAGCACGAAGUCGGGUUCCUUGCUGAGAAACGACGAUUGAACGUGGCGAUGACGCGCCCGAAGAGACAUUUGUGUAUUUGCGGAGACUCGGAGACGAUUAGUCGUGGAAAUAGUUUCCUUCAGCAUUGGAUGGAGUUUCUGGAAGAGAAUGCGGACUUGCGAUACCCGGAUGCUGGCGAUCUGCUAUAG